Messenger RNA from Sphaeroforma arctica JP610, 392 nucleotides. RefSeq lists its product as hypothetical. The transcript has a single exon. The coding region runs from base 70 to 321 and encodes 83 amino acids. Lineage: Eukaryota; Ichthyosporea; Ichthyophonida. The record is from RefSeq and is a predicted model, not a curated record.
GCUGGUUCUCUUCUUCUUUUUUAAUUAUAAAGUCUAAACAGUAACCUAGCAAACUAAAACCCAAGGCACAUGUGUGCGGGGCUGUGGAGUGUGAUGAGUGGUCCGUGGAGAGUGGAGAGUGGAGUGAGGAGUGUGGAGUUUUGGCCCUGGAUUCCUGGAGGCUGGAUCCCUGGGACUCCUGGGAGUGGAUCAAUGGAUAUGACUAUGAGACUGUAUGAGAGCCCCUUGCCACCUCCCCUGCUCUCUCUGGGGAGUGGGGAGAGUGGAAACUGGAAAGACCCCUGGUGCCUGGUGGACCGGAGACUGACUGGGCUGCUUUGAAGAAAAAUCAUUACAAUCAUGAAUCAAUACCCUAGCUGUUAAAAUGGUAUUUUAAACACUAAAUUUUAAAC